UCUAUGUGAGACAUAUAAAAGGUGGACGAAACAAUUGCUUAUCAAAGUGUAUCAGCAUUCGUUCCGAUACAGACGUCCACCAUGUACCUCAUAUCGAUAUUGUUUUUUAUAACAGCAGUGUACGCACUGCCAAACCCAGAAAUUGGGGAAUCUCCAAAGAAUUUAGUGGAACCGAAUGUUGAAAGUGCGGCGAGGGCGCUGAAAAAGGAUUGCACGAGUGGGAUUUUCAGUCCAACGUGUUUGAAGAUUGAAGCCAUAUCGAUGCUUGAGAAGCUCAGUGCGAAAGAAGAGCUUCGUCUUCUUCCUGGAGUGAGCGUUGUGAAAGAAGAUAGCAAAGAAAACGGGAGCAAGGUUGAAGAGUUUGCUGCUGAACUAGCCAGGUCGUUCCCUUCGAAGCCAGAUGAGAGACUGGACAAAUACCUGCUGUAUAGGCUUGGAAACUAUUUGGACACACAUACUGUGAAGUUGAGGUUGUUAGAUGAGAAUGCCGCUGAAGAGGCCAGAGCUUUGGUUGGAGAGGCGAGGGGUAAAGGUGGACUCGGGGGCGGCAAGAAAGGAGGAAUGGGAGGUUUGCUAGCCGCUGGAUUGUUGAUGAAAGGAACCCUCAUGUCCAUGGGACUGGGAGCCCUGGCCCUGCUAGCUGGUAAAGCCCUGAUGACGGCCAUGAUGUCUCUCCUGCUGUCAGCCAUCAUCGGCAUCAAGUCCCUCUCUGGAGGCAAAGGAUCCACCACUUAUGAGAUAGUCUCUAAGCCCAUCUACACUCACUCUCAUUCUCACUCCACUGCUCAUGAGGAUGUUGGUGGGUAUGGACACUCAGGAUACGGUAGGAGCAUGAACGCCAGGAGACGUUAAGAGAUCCAAAUAUGAGUUUAUUUAUUUGAUCAUUUAUUUGAGUUGUGUUGGUUCGUUGUUUGUGAUUUUUUGUUUAUUUAUUUUUUUAUUACUUGAUAUUUAUUUUAUUUUAUUUUAUUUUAUUUUACAAGUCUGAUAUCUCUUUUUUAUUUCUUAUUGUUUUGUUUUGAUCUUUUUUUAUCUAUGAUUUUCAUGAACAAUGAAACUCAAAUGAAUGAUUUUAAAUUAAUUUAAUUAACACGAAAACGAAGUCUGUAAUUUACGAAAACGUAACGAAAAAACUCGCUAUUUAUUGAAAUUAUUUAUUAUUAGGUUAAGUCCACGAUUUCCUUAACUGAAUAAUUUAUUAUUUUAUGUGAAUAUGUAUUUUUUAAUCAUGACAUUGUGUAUUUAUGAUAAAAUGUAUUUCUUAUUGUUAUUUUGUAACUUAUGUUUUGUUAUGUAAAUAUUUUUAUUUAUUUUAUGUUUACUACAUUAAUUAUGGUAUCAUGUCUAUACGUCUAACCGCUUAUUUAUGUAUGUAAUUAUGAAAUAUUUAGUCAUUUCUGUUACUUUAUAUAUUGUAUAACAUUUUAUAUACAUACUUUAUAUUAUUUGUCAGAUUUAAUUAUAUUUUAUGUUCCAUAUUGUGUCAUUAUAUUUAUUAAUGUCAUUGUCAUUAUAUUUAAAAAUACUAUAUCUUAUAUCCUAUUAUUGUUUAAUAUGUAAAUAUUGUGUAUAUAUUGUUAUAUGUAUGUAUGUUUGACUGUUCAUCCUUCAGCACUAAAAGAAAAUAAAAGAAUUGUAAUAAAA
Molecule: messenger RNA, 1644 nt
Organism: Spodoptera frugiperda (fall armyworm)
Lineage: Eukaryota; Metazoa; Arthropoda; Insecta; Lepidoptera; Noctuidae
Exons: 2
Coding region: 82-852 (256 amino acids)
Source: RefSeq, a predicted model, not a curated record